AUGAAUCUCGACUUCCCGCUACAGCUCCUGGUAGUGCUACACUACACCUAUCCCUUGGCAGUUUUUCUCUGCUUUGCUGUUACCUCCAUCACCGCGAUAUGUCUGCCCUCAUUGGGAGGUACCAUUCGAACCCAUACCAAGAAAUUUCCCAUCUGUUGCUGCCUUUUUCUAUUCAUCGGUUGCUUUUGCCUCGAAGGGGCACUCGAAGUCGCCGAGGUGAUCAUAUGGCAUCACUGGCCUUCAGAGGAUGCCAUUGUCAGCUUGCUCUUAUGCAUCCUGGUUUUCGGCAUGGAGCUUGAUGUCCUCACAGGCGCUUCCAAUGUCAUAUGGUAUCGAUUUUACGGCUCAUGGGUGAUUGCUCUUCUUUGCGAUCUUGCAAACAUCGUACUGCUACUCGCUCAGAUCCAAAACCCCUCCACGAAUUACGACAGGUUACCGGUUCUCGGCCAUGCUUUCCUCGUCGUUGUCCGAUGCGUGCUUAUGCUUAGCGCCUUCAAGAUUUACUUCUCCUGCGAGAGUCAGGUGGAACACAGAGAACGUGACUCAAAACGUUCGCUACUUUCCAACGCAAAGCGUAAGCCGGGCGGCGGUAACACAGUAGCAAACGGCGGUUAUGGGGCAAGCUCAUCUGCUACGAGCAGCAUAGCAGGCAACACAGAGAAGGGGAACUGGCUCGACAGUGUCAGGAAGUUCUCGACCUUAUUUCCGUACAUUUGGCCUGCCAACAACCGAUGCCUGCAGCUUCGAGUCGGGUUGGUAGGCCUCUGCCUGCUAGCCGAAAAUACAGUCAACUUUCUCCAACCGCGUCAGUACGGAGCUGUAAUAGACUCCUUGAACGGAGCUUCAGCAAAGGACCCAUGGGUUCAGGUGGCCGUUUUUACCGGCCUCCAACUUCUAUCGUCUGAUGCCGGGAUUCCUCUGGUGCGGCAGUUCCUUUGGAAGCCUUUGAAGUGCUAUUCGGAAGAGGCACUAACAGUCGCGGCAUACUCACACAUAAUGAAUCUUUCUUUGGCGUUCCACAAUUCCAAGAGCUCAUCCGACCUCAACAUGGCUCUUCUGAAUGCCGGCACGGUCUCGGGCCUGCUCGAAGUGGUCUGUUUUCGAACGCUACCUGCUCUCGUUGACUUGGUGGUUGCUUUUACGUACUUGCUUAUCAAGUUUGGGCCAUACGAGGGCUUCAUCAUCGUGGUUACGGUGGCUGCCUUUGUGCAGACAACUUCUCGGAGUAUUUCAGUGCUACGAGAGCAAAGGCGUGGACUGGUGGAGAGCCAUUUAAAGGAGUCCAGUAUCCGGCAGUCGGGCAUUACCGGGUGGGAGACCAUCGUCGCACAUAACGGCGUUUCACAUCAGAAUGCUUGCUAUUCUGAGGCUGUCGGGUCCUAUAUUAGGGCAUCUCAGUCAGUCUCUUGGUGGGUGUCUCUCACCAACGCCCUUAGGUCUUUGACCGUACUGGCAGGUCAACUCGCCGGCGCUCUCCUAGUCGUAUACCAGGUCACGAAUGGGCGAGCUACCGCGGGAGACUUUAUUAUGCUACUGACCUACUGGUCUCGCUUUACCUCGCCCAUCACAUUCUUCUCCUCCUUAGGGGGGACGAUUAGUCAAAUUCUGAUGAAUACCGAGAAGCUGCUGGAGAUCAUGCAGGCAGAACCAACAGUGAUCGAGAAGCCCGAUGCCGAGCCUUUACAACCCGUUGGUGGCCAGGUUGAGCUUGUGAACGUCUAUUCUAGCUACGACAGGGUGCGUGAUGUCUUGAGAGGGCUUCACCUGUUCGUCCCGCCAGGCACCAUUGUCGCUCUUGUUGGUAUGAGUGGCGCCGGAAAGUCAACUAUCCUAAGACUGCUCAGCCGGUUUUACGACGUCACUAAAGGGGCUGUCAGAAUUGAUGGACAGGAUAUCCGAGACGUCACUCUAUCUAGCAUACAUGAAUGCAUCGGCAUAGUCCCGCAAAACCCUUUCCUCUUUGAAGGUACCGUUUUAAGCAACGUCAGAUGCGCUCGACUUGCCGCCUCGGACAAGGACGUUUAUAACGCUUGCAAGGCAGCCGCUAUUCACGAUCAGAUCUGUAGAUUUCCCGACGGUUACGAUACGGAAGUUGGGGAACGUGGAGUGAGACUAUCUGGUGGCGAGGUGCAACGUAUCGCCAUUGCUCGAGCAUUCCUCCAGAAACCAUCCAUCGUGCUUCUUGACGAGGCAACCAGCUCUGUGGAUACCGUGACGGAGCAGAAGAUCCAAGAAGGACUCCGUGCUCUUUGUCAAGGCCGGACCACCUUCAUCGUCGCGUAA
Messenger RNA from Anthostomella pinea, 2283 nucleotides. Lineage: Eukaryota; Fungi; Ascomycota; Sordariomycetes; Xylariales; Xylariaceae. The record is from the annotation of a GenBank genome assembly.